Phragmites australis (common reed) is the source of this 901-nucleotide messenger RNA. RefSeq names its product protein WALLS ARE THIN 1-like. Gene Ontology annotation, cellular component: plasma membrane. The record is from RefSeq and is a predicted model, not a curated record. Gene Ontology annotation, molecular function: transmembrane transporter activity. Bases 55 to 726 code for a protein of 223 amino acids. Lineage: Eukaryota; Viridiplantae; Streptophyta; Magnoliopsida; Poales; Poaceae. The transcript is spliced from 4 exons.
UUGUGAGUAACAACUGUAGUGAUAGAUAAACAGAGAAAAGGAGAGGAGAAAGAGAUGGGGAGAGAUCAGGCAGCUGCAGCGGUGAUGCCUGAGAAGCUGAAACUGUUCAUGGGAGUGUUGGCCCUGCAGUUCCUGCUUGCAGGGUUCCACAUUGUCACCAGGGCUGCACUCAACAUGGGCAUCAGCAAGAUUGUGUUCAUCGUGUAUAGGAACAUCAUCUCCCUCGCCUUGCUCACCCCGUUCGCCUACUUCCUUGAGAAGAAAGACAGGCCACCACUCACCUUCUCUUUACUGGUGGAAUUUUUCCUCCAGUUCCUGGCCAUUGCAGCCUUCACCGAGGAAGACCUGAGCAGCUGGAAGGUGCGCUCCGGAGGGGAGCUGUUCACGAUCCUAUACGCAGGCCUAGUGGCAUCUGGCGUUGCCUUUGCUCUGCAGAUAUGGUGCAUCGACAGGGGAGGUCCGCUGUUCACUGCCGUCUUCCAGCCGGUGCAGACCGUCGCCGUCGCCGUCAUGGCUGCCAUCAUUCUGGGAGACCAGCUAUACACAGGAGGGAUCAUUGGAGCCGUGCUAAUUGUCAUCGGCCUGUACUUCGUGCUGUGGGGCAAAAGCGCGGAGAGGAAGGCCAGGAACCAAGACCUGCCACAGGGAGGAGGAGACGUAACGAGGCAUCUGCUUGGGGGAGAUGCGUCGGCAAAAGAUGAAGAAGCACCCACAGACCUGGCCUGAUUAUCACUCGACGACGUGUACCGUAAUCAUGUUGGAUUUGGAAAUGUUUGAGUUGUGCUUUUAACUGUUCCAGUCAGGCAACCAAGAACAAGUGUGGGUUGCCGGUGUGGAACAGUAGUCAUAUGCUGCUGUUGGUCCGUGUUAUUUCCUGUGCAAGUAUAGGUCACGAGCUGUA